AUGGCCGGAAGAGGAAAGUCAAUUAAGUCCGCCGCCGUAGCCAAGAAGUCGACAUCUCGUAGCAGCAAGGCUGGACUCCAGUUUCCGGUUGGUCGUAUCGCUCGUUUCCUCAAAACAGGAAAGUACGCUGACCGGAUCGGUGGCGGUGCUCCCGUGUAUCUCGCCGCCGUCAUGGAGUACCUUGCGGCUGAGGUACUGGAAUUGGCCGGAAAUGCUGCCAGAGACAACAAGAAGACUCGAGUUGUGCCACGUCACAUACAGUUAGCGGUGCGAAACGAUGAAGAAUUGAGUAGAUUGCUUGGAGCUGUUACGAUUGCAAAUGGCGGAGUGAUGCCCAACAUUCACGCUCAUUUGCUUCCUAAGAAGACUUCUGUUACAUCUUCUAAAGGGAAUCGAUCUACUGGCAGGAGUGGAAGCCAUUAUAAGCCAUUUAGUGGUGAAGAAUUUCAAGAUCCCUUGUGUACAUGCUCCUGCCUGCCCUAUUACCUUCUUCACUCACCAAGUCUAUAUGUCCAAAAUAUGUUGCUGAAGAAUUGA
Molecule: messenger RNA, 537 nt
Organism: Lactuca virosa
Lineage: Eukaryota; Viridiplantae; Streptophyta; Magnoliopsida; Asterales; Asteraceae
Source: the annotation of a GenBank genome assembly